AUGGCUCCAGUCGAAACUUCUAAUAACAAAAAGGUCGAAUUCUUAAAAAGUUUGAAACCAGAAAAUGUUGAACCAUUAUGGACCGUUAUGUCUGCUAUGGUCCCUCCUGUACCAAAGCCAAAGGCCGUUCCAACUGUUUGGGACUACAAGAAGUUAAGACCUUUAUUGGUUGAGUCUGGUCGUUUAGUACCAACCGAAGAAUCCGAAAGAAGAGUAUUAAUGUUGAUUAACCCAGCCUUAAAAGCUCCUCAAACCACUGAUACUUUGUAUGCUGGUUUACAGUAUAUCAACCCCGGCGAAGUUGCUCCAGCUCACAGACAUUCUGCUUUUGCUUUAAGGUUCAUUAUUGAAGGUGAUGGUGGUUUCACUGCGGUAGAAGGUCAAAGAAUUUACAUGGAAAGAGGGGAUGUCAUAUUAACUCCAAGAUGGGACUGGCAUGACCAUGGUAAGGAAGGUGAUGGUCCAAUGAUUUGGUUAGAUGGUCUUGACUUGCCAAUGUUCCAAUCCAUCCCUGUUAACUUUGCUGAACACUACCACGAAGAAUGUUACCCAGCCGAAACUGUUGCUGAAUCUAACAUUAAGUUCCCAUGGAAGAUUACUCAAAACUACCUUGAUUCUGUUGAAGGUGACUAUGCUGUCUUUAAUUAUACUCAAGGUCAAAGUAAGGCCCCAUUGUCAACCAUUCUUACUGCUCAAGCUGAAAGAGUCAACGCUGGAACGUCAAGUGAAUGGCGUCAAGAAAACUCUUCAUUUGUCUACCAUGUUUACGAAGGCACUGGUUACACUGCUAUUAAGGAGGACAAUAGCGAAGAAACAAUUUUAAGAUGGGAUGGUAAGGAUACUUUCUGUGUUCCCGCUUGGAAGAAAUUCAGGCUUGUCAACAAAGGUGCCGAAACUGCUUACCUUUUCUCAUUCAAUGACUCUCCAUUACUUAAGAAUUUGGAUAUCCACAGAACUGCUGCAAAUUAA
Molecule: messenger RNA, 969 nt
Organism: Lodderomyces margitis
Lineage: Eukaryota; Fungi; Ascomycota; Pichiomycetes; Serinales; Debaryomycetaceae
Product: cupin domain-containing protein
Exons: 1
Coding region: 1-969 (322 amino acids)
Molecular function (GO): dioxygenase activity
Source: RefSeq, a predicted model, not a curated record